This is a messenger RNA of Porites lobata, 1537 nucleotides long. The record is from the annotation of a GenBank genome assembly. NCBI's taxonomy places the organism in Eukaryota, Metazoa, Cnidaria, Anthozoa, Scleractinia, Poritidae.
AUGGUGGACGCUAAGCAAGCGUGGUUCCUUUGCGAAGUGGAGUUCCCACCAUGCACUGCGCACUUUCAAAAGUUCAACAUGGCGGCCGUGAACGUUUUGCACGAGGACGCUAGAAGACUGCAAGAAAAAGAGUGUUGCGUCCUUUGAAUUGGUUAGUAAUAGUUCUUACUGUAUUUUACUAAAACUUGGUAGCGAGGGUUUUUUUUUCUGGGCGAAAUGUUUUUUCCUCAUGUCUUGAUAUGAGCUACAAAAUCAAAACAAAAUAUAUGUUAAUUUAAGCUUGUAUAUGAAGCGUAGAGUCUGGUAAACAUAAAUCAAGAAACUGGUUUCUGUUCGCAGGCCCUGGGACACAGACAGAUUCAUUGCCCGGCCUUUUUGUUGAUUCCCCUUCCCCACCGUACCUUUGCUGGGAUGACUCUCCUGGGGGGGGGGGAUCCCAGGGGGGUACACCGUACAGGAGUUAAAGUUACAGGACGAUUAAAGGGGCCAAAUGAAAACCCAUUAAAAUCCCUAGGGCUUCUAACAAAACCCCCCAACAUCCCUGAAACAAAAAUUAACUCCCCAAAAUUCCCAUGCCAAAUUUCCGAGCCUUCAAAAUUUUCAGUAAACAAUAAUAUUAAAUGAUAUAACAUGCAAAAAAUGGAAAUUGAAUAUUGUAUUAUCUGAAUUUAUCUUUAGAAUUUAUCUUUCCCUUGGCAUACGCACAUGGUACUACAGCAAUCUCCAGAUUGUUUUAAAUACCCCCAGCAAAUUCUUUCUUAAAUCAAGACACCAAAAAAUACUUGCUAAACUUCCCCAAAAAAUUGAUGGAACAGAAAACUUCAAUCCCAAGAAAAUCCUUCAGUCAUCCCUGUCACUUAAGCUUAAAAGUACCCCCAAGCAGGGGUGGAUCCAUGAGUUUUUUUAGGAGGGGGUGCACUCAUCUCUUGCUCUACUUCAACACCAAUAAAACACAUAGUUUUUUUUUGUAGGACACCAGUUGUAUUAGAAAACCGCAGGUCAUCUCAGGGGGGGGGAGGGGUGCACAUCCCCUGCACCCUCCCCCUAGAUCUGCCCCUGCCAUGUAUGUUACAGGUCAAUAUUAAAUUCAGGUUAAGAUUUUUUAUUUAUGAAUUAAAGCUAGGAGACAAAGGAAAUUGAGAAUUUUAAACCUGAAUUUAAUUUUGACCUGCAACAGAAUAUGGCAAACAAGGCAUCAAUGAACUUGUUGCAAAUCCAUUGACUCUCUGUUUUUUUUCAUAGGAUAUGCAAUGUAUUUUUGACUCGAUUUUAACUCAAGUUUGCCAUGAUUUCCAGAGGAGCAAAAGUAGCAUUAGGAGGAGCAUUUUGUUUUGCCUCAGCUGUAAUAUUUCUAGUACAUCAGAUGCAGAACACAGAUCGUAAAAGACUCAAAGAAGGUGUGAUUAGAGACAUAGAGAGACAAGAGAGGAAGAGAAAGAAUGUUGAAGAGUUGCAGCAACAGAUUGAACUGACAAAGAAGUUGCAAAAACAAAGGGACAGUGAUGUUUCUAAUCAGAAAGAGAAUGACGCAAGCUAA